CAAACACUGGAGAUGUCUACUUGUGCUGUGCCCCUGUCCAGUCGGCCAGUUUCUCUCUCUCUCUCCUUGUCUUUCUGUCUGUCUGCCUGUUUUUCUCUCUGCCGGACCAGGUCUCCUCCACCAUGCUGGUAAAAGCGCUCCUUCAGACCUCGCUGGUCCUAUGGCUGGCACAGCACACACUACAAGGAGGAGUGAAACCUCAAAGUGGCGGCAUGGGGAAAAUGCUACCCAGGGGGGCUGGUGCUCUUGGGAUACAGGGAGGCUAUGGAGCCAAGCCCGCCAAAACCGGAGGAGCUGGGGGUGGUCGUUAUCCAGGGGGGGCUCAGCAGCUUGGAGGAGGGGGAUACAGAGGCCCAGGAGGGGCCGGGGCUAGGGGAGGAUAUGGUAACGGAGGCCAGGGAGGCUAUGGUGCUGGUCUGGGAGCAGGAAAUGGCCAAGGAAUGGGGACGGGAGCCGGACUGGGCUCACAGGGUGGGAAACCACGUGGAGGUGGAGGAUAUGGUGGUAAUGGCUAUGGCACACAGCCAGGUUACGGGCCUGGAGCUGGAGCCAGAGGCUAUCCACGACCAGGUGCUGGAGCUGGGUAUCCCAAUGGACAGGGAUCUAAGGGACCAAAACCGGGAUAUGGUGCAGGAGCUGGAGUGCCCAAUGGACAGGGUGCUAAACCCAAUGGGUAUGCUGCAGGAGCUGGAGGAGUUCCCACUGGACAGGGUGCUAAACCAUCCAAACAGGGAUAUGGUGCAGGAGCUGGAGUGCCCAAUGGACAGGGUGCUAAGCCCAAUGGAUAUGGUCCAGGAGCUGGAGCUACCAACAGUGUUAAAAGCAAUGGAUAUGGUCCAGGAGCUGGAGUUCCCAGUGAUCAGGGAGCCAAAGGCAAUGGAUAUGGUCCAGGAGCUGGCAUUCCCAAUGGUCAGGGUGCUAAACCCAAUGGAUAUGGCCCAGGAGUUGGAGCACCCAACGGUGGUAAAGGAAAUGGAUAUGGUGCAGGAGCAGGAGUUCCCAAUGGUCAGGGUGCUAAACCCAAUGGAUAUGGUCCAGGAGCUGGAGCACCUAACGGCGCUAAAAGCAAUGGAUAUGGUCCAGGAGCUGGAGUUCCCAAUGGUGGUAAAAUCAAUGGAUAUGGUCCAGGAGCUGGAGUUCCCAGUGAUCAGGGAGCCAAAGGCAAUGGACAUGGUCCAGGAGCUGAGGUUCCCAAUGGUGGGGCUAAAAGCAAUGGAUAUGGUCCAGGAGUUGGAGCCCUCAACGGUGGUAAAAGCUAUGGAUAUGGUCCAGGAGUGGGAGAGCCCAAUGGACAGGGUGCUAAAGCAACCAAAACUGGCUACGGUGCUGGAGCAGGCAGCUACCCUGGGGCAGGAAACAACGGCUAUGGAGCAGGUGCCAGUCUGGGACAGGGAGGAUACCCCCAGGGUGGAGCAGGUGGAUACCCCCAGGGUGGAGCAGGUGGAUACCCACAAGGUGGAGCAGGUGGAUACCCACAGGGUGGAGCAGGUGGAUACCCACAGGGUGGAGAAGGUGGAUACCCACAGGGUGGAGCAGGUGGAUACUCCCAGGGUGGAGCAGGAGGAUACCCCCAGGGUGGAGCAGGUGGAUACCCCCAGGGUGGAGCAGGAGGAUACCCCCAGGGUGGAGCAGGUGGAUACCCCCAGGGUGGAGCAGGUGGAUACCCCCAGGGUGGAGCAGGUGGAUACCCCCAGAGUGCAGGAAAACCAGGCAAAGCUGGCGGUGGUGCUAAUCUGGGACAGGGAGGAUAUCCCCAGGGUGGAGCAGGAGGAUACCCCCAGGGUGGAGCAGGCAAAUCAGCGGGUUAUGGUGAUCAAAUGGGAGGAGCAUACCCCGGGGCUGGAGCGGGCAACGGCUAUGGGAAUGGUGGAGGCCCAGCUGGGGGGGCCAAUGCAGUGCCUGCAGGCUAUGGCAAUGGCUACGGUGCUAGUACUGGAGGCAAUGGUUAUGGACCCGGGAUUGGGUACCCAACAGUGUUAGCGGAUGGUGCUGCUGGGCUGGGAGGCAAGGCAGGGAAGGGAGCAGGAGGGGGAGGAGUCAGUCAGCUUCCUUACAAUGGAGCCCCAGUCAAUACUGCUGGACUGGAUGCAGGUGAUGGAAGCUUCCCUUAUGGUGCUCAGCAACUGGGCCUUGGUGGUGAUGGAGGCAAAUCCUCUGGCAAAUAUGGCAACGGUGGAUUGCCACAGGGUGCACAACAGGGUGCACAGCCUUAUGGACCUGCGACUGGUGGUGGGAAACCACCUUGCAAAAAUGGAAACGGAGGGGGCUUUGGAGCACAGCCAGCAGGCUAUGGUCAAGGACAGCUGGGUGCAGGUCAGAGUGCCCCGUACAGUAACGGAGCAGGAGGGAAGGAAAGCAAAUAUGGUGGUGGUGGACUGACUGGAUUCUUUGGAAAUGGAGGGUACAAAGGUUAAGUCAAUCAGCUGAGGCCUUCUUGAAGUGAAUAUUUGUUCCGUUCAGUCAUGUGUUCAUGGUGAUGUUUGUUGUUUGGUCUGUUGUUACAUUUAACUAUUCCAUUUUUGUUCUGUAUUUGUCUGGUUUUUUGUUCAUGGUCCUUGUCUUUUGUGUUGUUGUGUGUCUGUCCCCUCUCUUCCUCUACUGGUUUUGGAGAUUGUGUUGCCAGUGUGUUUGUGUUCAUAUCCAUUUCACACUAAAGGGCAGAAAGCAACCGUAUAAUGUCUGUCAGUCUCCUCAUUCUUUUAACCUUGGCACCAGUAUUGUAAAUGUACUGUACAUGUGAUGUGGGGGUUGAGUUUUAAGACUGAAGCUCUAUGAGUUUAAAUCAACACCAAAUAAAAUACAUUUUAAUGACCUGUU
Messenger RNA from Oncorhynchus tshawytscha (Chinook salmon), 2817 nucleotides. RefSeq names its product glycine-rich cell wall structural protein 1.8. The transcript is spliced from 37 exons. Lineage: Eukaryota; Metazoa; Chordata; Actinopteri; Salmoniformes; Salmonidae. The coding region runs from base 123 to 2414 and encodes 763 amino acids. The record is from RefSeq and is a predicted model, not a curated record.